Caretta caretta (loggerhead turtle) is the source of this 8234-nucleotide messenger RNA. The record is from RefSeq and is a predicted model, not a curated record. Lineage: Eukaryota; Metazoa; Chordata; Testudines; Cheloniidae.
UUGGACCAUACUUGGAUCACCAGCAGAGUUGGAACCUUUAGAUGCACAGCACAGACCUCUGAGCAUUAGCAGACUGUUCGCUUGUGGGGGACCAUCCACUAAAGGGGGAUGAGGCAGCCACUUUGCCAGUGGGUUUCAUAGCUGUUGGCUAACAGCAGAGGAAUGUGGAGAUGCAGGAAUACUGGGUUCAGUUACAGGUUCUGGAGGGGAGUGUCCUCUUAUGAUUGAGGACCCUUCUGCCCCAUCCCCCUCUGCUCCUACUCCAGCCUCUGCCCCUCUUUUCCCCCCUCUGCUCCUCCACCCUUUUUAUUUGAGCCAGACUGCUGCCUUGUCCUGAGCCUGUCCCCACAGCAGCCCCCAGCAGCUGGGAGGAGGAAUUAGAGGGAAAGUCCUGCGGAGCCCCCACUGUCCUGGGGUGGAGCGUGCUCUGUGGGGACAGAAUACCAUCAGUCUGGUCAGCAUGUACAUGCACCGGGAUGGAAUGGUACAUGCACUGUGCAGUUGGAUUCAGAUAAUAAUGCUGCCAGUCUCUACUGAGUGUUGAUGUGUGAACCAAAAUCUUAAAGGCUUAAAAUGUGACCAAACUUGGGCAGGUUUUCAAUGAGACAGAAAAGGCACAUCCAAGACUAUAGGGUAACCUCCCUGCCAAAUGUCAGGCCCUGCUUCAGAGCCUGGAGGGGCUAGAGUUUCACAGUGAAAUGGUUGUAGGGGGUUUUGUGCACAUAGGCAAAACAAUGUAUUUUUUCCUCUUAACCUUGUUCUCAGAAACAGCUGAACAGGUUCUAAUAACAUCUAAAAAGAGUCAGGCUGAGGUAGACACCCAGCAUUGGGAAUUUCAGCCCAAACCCUUAAUGUUUGGCAAAGUUAUAUGCAACUGAAAACACGUCUUAUCACUGAAAGUGUCCGUCAGCCUUCCCUAGAGGUGACGCUACCAGCUCUGCCUAAAAUACCCAUUUCAAAGAAGUCAUUGGCUCCCAUGUAAAUGGUUUGUGGAUGCACAUAUGGAAUCAAUUCUGUGGCCUGUUAACAAAGGACAGGUGCACUCCUGGGUGAGCAGGAAUCCUCCUGGAAAGGGACUUUUUGAUGGAACACCAAUACAUACUUAAUAAAAAAUUGCUUCUUCCCUACUUCUCUUGGAUUCCCUGGCUGCACUGUACAGCCAUAACACACAGCUCCCCAUAACCAGUGUGGUUCCUGGAGGAACAGCCAAGGCAGGCCUGACGCUGGGAUUGUAAGGGCUCGGCUGGAAACCGAAACCUUUCUGAGCCCUUGCCACUUGCCUGCCCCCUGCUGGUAAUCGUUGGGAGUUUGGAGAGAAGUAUCCUUGGUCAUGUGAUGCUGGGUGUUACACAAUUGAGAGCCUGGCUAGUGCUUGCUGGACCUGAGUUAGUUAAAGUGUGGCCGUGGGGAGCGGGGAGGGAGAGGGGCUGGCUCGUGUUUGGGUCACGUGUGUGCAGGGGGAAAGGGGCUGGUUCAUGCUUUCUUUAAUUCUUGCUAGGUCUUUGAUGUGGAGACUUCUGUGCAACACGCUGCUCUGACCCUCCCCAUCCUUCCGCUGUCCCUGCUGCGGGCAGGGCUGUCUGUCUGAGAUGGCGGGCCGGCUGCCUCGCUCUGCGGACCUAACCCGCUUCUGCCAGAAACUCAACCGGGUGAAAACUCUGGAGGAUGACAUGAUGGAGACAACCUUCAACAGAUGCCUCUCCACCAUUGACCUGAUACUGCUGGGCAUAGGGGGCAUGGUUGGCUCUGGCCUGUAUGUCCUUACGGGAACAGUAGCCAAGGAGAUCUCUGGCCCUGCUGUCAUUGUCUCUUUCAUCAUUGCUGGCUUUGCCUCUCUGCUGGCUGCUCUCUGUUAUGCCGAGUUCGGUGCCCGGGUGCCUAAGACAGGCUCCGCAUACAUGUUCACCUACGUCUCCAUGGGUGAGAUCUGGGCCUUCCUGAUUGGCUGGAAUUUGCUCCUGGAGUACAUGAUCGGGGGCGCUGCAGUGGCAAGGGCAUGGAGUGGCUACCUGGAUUCCAUAUUUAGUCAUAAAAUAAAAAAUUUCACCGAAACCCACAUUGGCACAUGGCAGGUGCCGUUCCUGGCACAUUACCCAGAUUUCCUGGCAGCAGGCAUCCUGCUGAUAGCCACAGUAUUCAUCUCCUUUGGGGCCAAAGUGUCCUCCUGGCUUAACCAUGUGUUCUCUGCCAUCAGCUUGGGUGUGAUCCUCUUCAUCCUCAUUAUGGGAUUCAUUCUUGCAGAGCCCAAGAACUGGAGUGCCCAGGAAGGCGGCUUUGCUCCGUAUGGACUGUCGGGCAUCAUGGCAGGCACGGCCACCUGCUUCUAUGCCUUUGUAGGCUUUGAUGUCAUAGCAGCCUCCAGUGAAGAAGCCAGAAAUCCUCAGAAGGCUGUUCCCAGAGCAAUAGCCAUCUCCCUGGGCCUGGCCACAGGGGCCUAUAUACUGGUGUCUGUGGUGCUGACACUAAUAGUGCCCUGGCACACUCUGGAUCCUGACGCUUCCCUGGCAGAUGCGUUUUACAGAAGGGGUUACUCGUGGGCAGGGUUUAUAGUCGCUGUUGGUUCCAUUUGUGCGAUGAACACGGUUCUGCUGAGCAACCUCUUCUCCCUCCCCAGAAUUGUUUACGCCAUGGCGGAGGACGGGCUCUUUUUCCAGGUGUUCUCCAGAGUGCACCCCCGCACGCAGGUGCCCGUGAUCGGGAUUGUGGUGUUUGGGGUGCUCAUGGCUCUGAUGGCCCUCAUCUUCGACCUGGAGGCCCUGGUGCAGUUCCUGUCCAUUGGCACUCUGCUGGCUUACACCUUCGUGGCAGCCAGCAUUGUUGUGCUGCGCUUUCAGCAGGAGAAAUCGGCAGCUCCCCCUCAGCCUGCCAGGAGCCAGCCCAGUCCUGGGCCCAACGAAGGGGCUGGCCCCAGCGAGCUAAAGGAAUAUGAAUCCUUUUCAGACAAGCUGCAGCUGGUGGGCACGUACAAAGCCAAAGUGCACCGGCAGCCAGGGAAGCUGAAGGCAGCUUUCGAGCCCUACCUGGAGUUCCUCACUGACUUCCAUCCUGGGGAGGUGGUCACCAUUGCCGUGGUUACCUUGAUGGUGUCUGCCAUAUGCCUGUGCUCCAUCUUGGUAUUUGGCAACACCCAUCUUCAUCUACCCACCUGGAGCUACUCCCUGCUGCUGCUGCUCUUCAGCCUGGGAUUUCUGCUCAGCGUGCUUCUCAUUUGGGUCCAUGAGCAACAGCAGAGCACCCAGACCUUUCAGAUACCACUUGUGCCACUCACUCCUGCACUGAGCAUUCUCCUGAACAUCUAUCUCAUGCUGAAGCUGAGCUACAUGACAUGGCUUCGAUUCUCCAUCUGGUUGAUCCUAGGCCUCCUGGUGUACUUUGGUUACGGCAUCUGGCACAGCAAAGAGAACCUGCGUGAGCUCACGUCCUGCAACGUGAGUGCCCGCUACGUGGUGUUCCCUAGCAGCAGCCUGGAGGAGACGGUGCAGGCGGUUCAGCCCAACCCCCAGCCCUCGACGGGGCUGUCGGACAUGGUGACUGAGGAAGCCAAGCGAUGAUGCGUCUAUGGCAUAGCAGCCUCCCUGAGUGAAAAAGGACACCCCCCCACCCCCACUUUUCUCUGCAGAAAGAGCUGCCAGGGCUGGGUCUUCCCUGAGCAAACUCUGGUGUUUGGAGACAGGAUGGUGAUAUGCACACUUCCCCAUCGGCACUCACAGCAAAAUCACCAGGGAGAUGAUGGCUGCCUCCUCUCCCAUACCCUGGCACAUGGGGAUCUGGCUUUUCUCUACCUACUUCUAGCUCUUAGUAAUGUGAAAGCCGCGUCUUCCCCAACGGCUCUGCCCAAAUCUCCUCCCAAACCCAGAACAACCCUCAUAGCAACAGAGGGGUCACAUUUCUUUUCUACAGUUCCACCAUUCUGUGCCCUGCCUGUCCUGAAAUGUUGCGGGGCAGCAGUGCCAAUGUGGCCAUUCCCACCAGAGCCCACCGUGGUCCAUGGUGUAUGAUGAAGGGUCUCUGGUAAACAGGCAAGAGUUGACACACAGGUGCGUGUAGGCCUGGGAGUCAGGGCUUUAUCCUGGCUCUCACAGGGACUCCUGGCCUCGGCUGAGUCCCUUCUCCCUGCACCUCAUCAGCAUGCGAGUGAUGCUUAUACUGAGCAGCUGGUGGGCUUAAUUAGAUGAUGUGUGUAAAGCACUUGGAAUGUGCAAAGCUCUAGAAGUGCAAAGUAUUAGGGCAUUUCUGCACUAGCUUUCCUGGGCUUCUUGGCACAGACCAUUGGGUGCUGAUCAGGCACCUGCUGGCAUUCCCUGCCCUGGUCCAGGUCCAGUGCAAGUACCUAGUUUGGUGGGAUCACACCCAGGGCACAUUCAUGUGGUUCCAUUAUUCUAAAAGGCACAGAAAUGAGCAUGGGGCAGCCCAGGCCUUCGUACUGAGUGGGGAUGGCAAAGGUGAGGCCAGGGCAAGGCGCUAUGGUUGUAAAUCCAUGGCCUCACAGGGGCAAGUGCAGAGGGAGCAGAGAUUCCCCAUACCCUUUGUUAGCUGUUCCCAGGCGAAUGGUUUCUAGACAAUCAAUCACUUUACUAGUGCAGUGGAAUAGUGCAUUACCCUCGCUGUGCCCUUGCUCACUCAUCCCAAGCAGCUGGGCUGCCUGCGCAUCAGCCUGACUCUCAUGUCCCCCCAGCCGCCCACACACGGGUUAGUUUGCAGCGCUCAGCCCUGUAUGACACACAGGCCAGCUAGUCCCUGCCCGGCAGCUACCGCACUCUGAAAGUGAGAGGCAGGACCUAGGCAUGCUCUGUGUUUCUGAGAACGGCCUGGGACUUGUGUCCUGACUCAGUGCUGAAGUAGCUUGCAGUGGCCUAGGGCCCCAUCUGUGAGACAGCUGCUUCUCAACCCCAUCCCACCGCUAACACCAGGCCCUGUAAGGGGCUGCUUUGGGCUCCAGCUCCUGUGCCCCUAGCCCCUUGCAGUUUCCUUGGGGCCCUACAGGCUGCUCUCGUGGCAUACAGGGAUGGGGGCAGGCCCUCACUUCCCCAGUGCCCUGGCAGGCUCCAGCCCUUAGGCUGUCCCUGCUCUAUUGCCAGCUUUCAUGUAAAUUGGGCUGCAGCAUCCCCUGCAAAGCCAGCUUUGGGCUCCCCUCUGCAGGGUGUCAGGGUGAGGCCUUGCCCUGCGCAUCAGGUCAUUGCUGAGGCUCCUUUUCCCACAGUUCUCCUUUGCCCAUUGUCUCCUCUUGGCUGCUGUGCUGUGAGCUACUGAGCCCAGCUCUGACAUUAGGCCAGUGCCCAGGGCGAGCGUGAAGGUGGCAGUUGUUUACUGUACAUAUCCCUCACCCUCCGCAGCUGCAUACGUGAGUGGUCAUGGCAGCUGUCCCCUGCCCCCACAGUGUGAGGUGCAGAUAGGGCUUGGGCCAGGUGUAAGCCUCACACUCACCUGCGAGUACGGCAUUGUUACUUGGUGAGCUUCCGGCUGAGGCCUAGCUACUCGUAUUUAUUAGGAGGAAAUGUGCAGAGCCAAUGCAAGCACCACAGAAAGCACCACAGCCAGGCCCUGCAGCAGAGCAUUGGGAGCGGCUUGCACAAGGCAGGAGAUGGGGAGCAGGGAAGGGACACUGGGCUUCCGUUCUGACAGGCUGGCUGUUUGUCGGCUGGGGCUGCUCGUGGAGCCCACAGGAGGCAGCUGUGCCGCAUGGGCAUUGUGAAUUUGCUGUGACUGCCAGAGCGGGUGUACUUAGCACACGCUGUUCUGGGUCCUGCCUGCUCCAUGCUCUGUUGGUGCCACCUUGCCCUGCACUGGCACUUGUGUUGUGUGAAAUGUGCCACACCGGGGGCUGCUGUUGCCAAUGGCGUGGUAUGUCCCUGCUGUGCUCUGCUCAGUGCCUGUGUAACGGUGUGUAAUAAAGGUGCUGACACUCACCCUACAUAUAAAUAAUGGUCCUGCAAUAGUUCUUUCUGGGCGGGAGUCUGUCCACACUGCUCUGGAGUCACUCUAAAUGAAAGUGGAGUCAGCCUGGUGCAAGUCUGAGGCCAUCCCUUCUGUGGUCCUGGGGGGCCAGCAAAACCCCUUCUGAGGCACCCCACUGCACCAGCAGGGAUUAGGGCAUGGCUCUUCUUGUGCUUUGCUCUUCCAAAGCUCCAACAGCUUUGCUGCAUCAUGCCCAAGUCCUGCAAAGACUGAACCAAGGCAGAAGCUCCAGGACUGGGAGGCUGGCUGCUGUGUGUUGGCCAACUCCAUAUGGAGAUGAGUUUGAGGCUCCCCUUUGAGGAGCAAGUCUACACAGCAGCAGGGGUAUAGUAUCUUCGCUCCUGUGUCACUAGCCCCAGCCUUUAAUAGGCCACAGGGCUGGAUUAACACAGACACUACAGAUCCAUGCCUAGGGCCCCAGCUGCUGGAGUCACGUCAGCACCUUAAAAUUUGUCAGUCCCCUGGCUGUAGUUGUUGCAUAGAAAAGGUGGAAGACACAAACCCAAUGUAUCAGUGCACUGACACCUCCUGAGGAGUUAACACCCUGAUGCAAUGCCCCAUCAGCCCCAGGCCACCAAGGGACUGUGUGAGUAGCUAGAGGAAAAGAGGGCUGGCCCACCCACACAAGCUGAUACUUCCCAGCUGCCAGGACACGCACUGGAGGGGUCCCUGCUGCCACACCUGCCUGUCUGAAAAGACAUGGUGGGGACCAUGCCACUGCCAUUUCAGGCAGGGGGUGAAUUCAUGAUGGGGAGCAGGGCUGCAAGUGGCCCUGCAUUAGGCAUAGCAGAGCCUUAGGCUUGGCCCCAACCCAUACCUCCAGCUUUCUUUGCCAUAGCUCCCCUCCAAACUUGUUCUUGGAGCCCCCUUUCCUCCUGCCUGUCCCACCUGCCAUAUUGUCAGGGUAUCGCCCUGCUCAUGGUCCACUCCAGGAGUGUCCAGGCAGGUCUCAGAGUUCCAACUGUCACCUGCCUCUGGGCAGUGACCCUUGGUCACCCUCCCUCCUGCCUUACAAUGUGAUGUCCCCAGCAAGCCAGUCUGCACCCAUGCAUUGCCCUGGAUCCGGGGGCUCCGCACAGUGUAUUGCCAGCAGUUACAAGUAACAGCAUCGCUCUUUUUAAGUAGGCACUUUUAUUUUUAAAGUAAGAAUAAUAAAAGUUCCUAUGCAGAUGCUUAAAGGUUACAAGAGGACCCCCAUUUGGAGGGUUGCAUUCUGUCAGAGGGCAGCCUUACCUGGGGUGUCCUCCAGCACCAGGCUGUGGCACAAUUAGUGCACCUGCCUCAGUUUCCCUCCUUCAGAGUCCCCAGUAACUACACCAGAGCUCUCUUGCCUCAGUUAAUAUCCCUCUUUGGGACUGGUUUAUUAGUCAGUUCAAAUAAUCCACAACAAAAGUCCUCAAAUAUAGUCAAGCACUGAAAAUACCACAUCUGGUCCCCUCAUUCCAGUGUCUCAUAUGUAGGACACUGGCAUCUUCUGCCACACCCAGGGUCUUCAAUUCUUUCCUGUCCUUUUGCCAGGACAGCUACCACAGCCCUUCCAACUGGAAUGCAACUCUGCUCUUCUCCACAACCUCUCUGCUGGCAGAUUAUCCUCACAGGGGAGCAUCCCUCUGGCUCCAGCUCUCCAGUGUGAUGUCAGCUGGCAAACCCCACCACUGCUCCCCUGCCUUCAGCCCUCUCUGGCCCUUGGCUUUUCCUCCCAGACUUACAAGUCAGCAGCCUCUGCUGCUCUCUCUCUUAAGAAGGUCAACGAGCAUUCCUCCCUGCUGCUUUCCUGCCUUUCUCCAGAAUCACCUACAGCUUCUUUCAGGUCUUUGCAGCUCUCACCUGCCCCUUUUCUUCUCUUAAAAUCCAAGUUGGAGGCAGUCGAUCAGUCACAGGAGCACUGGCUCCUUUUCUCUUAAAUGGCCAGUGCCAUCUUUUGACAAUACCAAAAGAUUGGAACAUCUGUUAGAGUAAUCAGAUAGCAGGAAAUGAAAGCCAAGAGCCAGACAUGAAUUGCAGAUGAAUUAUUUAUUUCUAAACAUUAUGAGGCUGGCAUUUUAAAGUAGCAUGCAGUAACAUAACCCUUAGCAUUCCCCUGACAGGCUCCUCUCAGACAAAGUGCACAUCUGCCUUCACAGCCCCAGAGUAGGCAGGCACAGGCUUGGCUUUCUCCUUCAGGUGGGAGAAGAGAAGUGGCAACUCACAACGAAGGGAAACCUGUGUCGUUAUCUGCCAAGAGGCUGCUUUGGGAAGGAGAGCUUACUCCAGCCAGAUGUCUGCUUUUAAAAAGACCA